CGAAACUUUGUAACGAAUUACAAUUCAAUCGCGCGUCUUCGUUCCUAUUCCGCAUUCGUCUCCGGGAGACGUUUUCCUAUUUAGGAAACCUCGAGGAAGGAAGAGGGUCCAUCCCAUCCAUCGCGAUCUCCCGAAAGAUUCGGUGUCACGGAUCGUGCGCGGCGGAUUCUAUAUUUGUCUCUCUCUCUCUCUCUCGGUAGCCACCGCGUCGGGAGAGAGUGCACCAGGCGGCGGUAACCAGCGGUAACGGCACGCACUCUCUGGGGCGCCUCACCUGCUAGACUCGAGCCUGAGGUGCCCCAGGUGGAUCCGUCAGAAAGUGCUCGACGGCCGGACAGUGUAUCGCGAGCGCUGGCUGGCGCGAAAGCACGCGGCGCGAUCGUCUCGACGGCGAGUGCUAACUUUCGUUCCGCGCGCGCGCGUUGUCGUUCGCGUUUGCAUUUGAAUCCAAGCCCUCCUCGUUACAGGAGAGGAUUGAAAAGGUUAAUCUCUCUCGGGGGAGGUGGACGCCCCCGUUCGAGGGAAGACGAAGGGUCGAUUUCUUUAAAUUUCUCAGCGCCGUCGUCGUGCCGCGCGAUUGAUUUAAUUCGCGAGAGGAAUCCGUUGUCGGGGGAUCCGCGCGAACGCGCGCGGAGUGCCGUAGAACGUGAGGCGGAAACGUCGUUGCUCGUUUGUCAGCUGAAUUCCACCUCGCAAGGACAAACCAAAAGUGAUCCGAUCAUCAGGAGCAUCAGGACUAUGUAGCAGACAUGAUCGAAUGAUGGAAGUGAUUUCGACACGCCGAUACGAGGCCCGUCCACCGGCGAAUACCCACUCCUCUAUUCUCGUUGACCCUGAGAACUCCGUGGCAUUAAUCAAAGAAGAGGAAUGGGAGACCCGCAAGAAGAAGGAGAUUACCACCACCCGGCAGAUCGAGACGAGGGUGAAGCGGCAGGUCGUUCUCGAGGACGGCGAGGUGGUCGUCGACUCCGGGCCCUUCGUCACCACAAACACGACCGAGGACGUUGAGCAGCAGGAGCACACGACUCAGGAGAGACGCACGACCGGGGAUCAACCGCAGGAGGUCGACUGGCGGCGGCCGGCGGCAGGUGGUACUGUGACCGGAAAUGGCGGUAACGUCGUGCAGAAGGAGCUGAACGAGACGGUGGUGAGAAGUCGCGAGGAGAUCGAGGAGAGGCUCGAGACGGAGGAUCGCCAGCAGUUGGGAGAUAUCUCGGACGAGGCCUACCAGAAGGCGGUGCGCAACAAUAGAGGCGACCUGCGGGUCGCUCUCGCCGAAUCUUCGAAACAGCUGGCGCCGCAGUCCGGUCCGCGGGUCAUUCAGCACACGACUAGGUCAAACAAAGUCAUCGACACCGAGAAGACCUUGGAGAAAAAGGAACUGAAGGCUGAUGGAUUAAUCGUUACCGAGAAGAAGCGAACGGUCGAGCACGAAGAGAUCAAAGACGACGAGGUUCCGGACGACGGGGAGGACGACAACGACGACGCCUCUGAAACGAGGAAAGAGAGCUCGCAGAGAUACGUAAAGAAGAGGGAAGAGGACGUGGUGGACUACAUCUCGGCCGGCGAGAGAGUCGGCCGAGAAAUGCGCUACGUCGCAGAGACAACCGAAGGAGAACGAAUAGGCGACUGGUCACCAUCACCGACGGGCAUGCGGACGACUCGUUUUCACAAGUAUCCCGGUUUCUCGGAUGCCGCCCGGAAAGAUGCACUGACGAAAAAGCCGCUGGACCUUGAGGAAGAGGACGAGGCGAGAAAAUUCGAAACGUCGAAGUGGCUGGAAAGCCACUUCGGCAGCGAUUCUCGUUCCUCGCACGGGUCCCUCGACGCCGACGAUUCUCCUCUUCCCACCGGCACUAACACGAGCUACAUCAACGUCACGAUGAAAUCCUGCGCGCCGAAGGAGCGCGAUUAUCAGAACGCAAGCUCCAGCCGCAAUCAGCGACGUGGUCGAGAAUCAGGCUCGCCUUCAGAAUAUUUUCAUGGGAUCAGCGAGUGGUCGGAACGAUAUCAAGGGAAAGAGAAGCAAAAUCACGCGCGAGCGAACUCUCCGGUUCGGUAUGUGGAAGCUCCACGAGUCAACGGGCAUGCCCACGGGCACAAGAGAAAUCAAGUUGAAUCAUCGCAUUCGAAAACUUACGAAUCGUUCCGACGCGAGUAUCAGGAUUAUGUCGACGAACGGCAACGUACACCAUCCCCGCCGGUGCGUCGAAGAUCGAAGGAACAGUGGGCAAAAUCGGAAGAGAGGAUUAGUUCGAACGAGCCACCGUCAGGUCGCACCUCAAGUCCGGUACACGUGGUGCAGAGAACCUGGGAGAGUCGUAAUCGCGACGUUCGAUCGCAGACACCCGAGCGCGACUACAGAAGUACCACGCCGCGAUCGCGAUCGAUCUCACCGAAAUCGCCGAUGAACGGUCGCGAAGAAAAGAAGUCGGAUAGUUCACGGGCGUCGAAGGGUCAAGGAUCUAAGUACAAGAUCGGCGAAUCCUUUCGGAAGCUGGUGGGCAAAUUACGUUCGGCCAGCACGGAGAGAAAGAACAAACGGGCAAGCGGUGGUUCGACCUCGCAGCUGACGCAGACCGACGACAACGGCCCGACCUACAUGCAGUACAACGUGAUCGACAGGAAUAUCCCUUUCGUGAGCGAAAGGGACAUGGACGAGAACAGCCACAAACCACCGGAGAGACCGCCGCGAUCGCCGCGAAACCCGUCGGGCAAGGUCGCCACGAAGACUACCACCAGGCUGGCCGACCACGGUGUCCAGGAGUGGCAACGCAGCGAGUCCACGCCGCCGCCCUUGCAGAGAUACUACCUGGGCGAGGAUCCCUUCGGCGGCAGUAUCUACGGCCGCGAGAAGGGAUACGAGAACGACCGAGAUCGGCCGCGGCAGGGAAGAUCACGUGGCUCCGGUAAAAUUGCCGUAGAUUCCGAGCACAGCGUCGCCACCAGCAGCUCCCUCGGCAGGUUUAGCAAGUCCACCGGCAGACUGACGGUUGGCGAUCACGAGAGGGACGAGCACUUCCGGUCGACUCAGACGUUACCGCGGAACCUGCACUCCGCCGGUGACGGACAAUCGGCACGCCCGCAAGCCAGACGGCACCAGAAGGCGAACAUCGCCAGGUACGGCACACCCGGCAAACUGGGCCAGCAUCAGCAGCAGCAGCAGCAGUACAGCAGCAUGAUCAACAUAUCGAUCAAAAACACGGUGAGCACGUCGCCCAAGGUGAACGCGCCUCCCGCGUACAGCACUCUUCAGGCACCACCGAAACCCGAACGUACGUACAAGUCGACCCUGUCGCGCAGCAAGAGCUUUAACGUCGAGGCCGACAGGAACGGCGGCGCGCCGGCGGUCCGCGCGCCGUAUACCUCCAAUUUACACCUGAACCGCCUGGACGAGACGCCGCCGCUCAAGAGCCCCGGCAUUCUCGCCAGCAUUAGCCGUAGUAACAGGGAUCUGUCCAGAGACGGUAAAUACUGAGGUGGUCGUCAGAGACGUGAUAAUAAACCAUCCGUAUCCUUUUUAGGACGCUAAUUUGCGCUAUCCCUCUCACCAAACACGCGGGUACACGAAGUUUUUUCGAAAUAUGAAUGAUACAAAUUUUAAGCAAAAGUCUACAGAUGUAGUAAAGUAAUCAACUAUAUUUGUGUGUGUUUUGCGUGUAGAUUUCGGACGUAUGUACUUUCGAGAAUCUUGUAGUACUUUUGUUUUUAUUCCCCUUUUUGUUAUCGUUGAAAUCCUCAAUCCUAUUCUUAAUUGCGUCACUGAUGGCCACACGUUCACAUGUAGAUAUUACAUAUUAUAUUUUUUAAUUUAUUCUCAUUAAACAGUUGGCUUUAUUUCCAUCUUAUCACGUAUCGCCUAGUUACGCGUUUUAAUAUAGAAUAUCGUCGGCGUGACGGAAAUAAUAGUGAUAGUAAUCAGAUACAGCUUGGAAACUGUUCAAGAAAUUAAUAAGUGCUGAAGUUACGAUUUGUUUUAUUUGUAGAUGAGAAAAAUAUAAAGUUCUACUUACUAUUUCGCGAG
This is a messenger RNA of Monomorium pharaonis (pharaoh ant), 4024 nucleotides long. RefSeq names its product muscle M-line assembly protein unc-89 (gene chas). The record is from RefSeq and is a predicted model, not a curated record. The coding region runs from base 758 to 3478 and encodes 906 amino acids. The transcript is spliced from 12 exons. NCBI's taxonomy places the organism in Eukaryota, Metazoa, Arthropoda, Insecta, Hymenoptera, Formicidae.